AGAUGAUCCAACGACGCUAUCCUAUCUUCUCAUCCAAUGACAAUACAUGAAAGAAGAAAUUUCAGAACACGAAGCAGACUUCAAGGGACAGCCAACUUGUUUUUCUGCCGUGAAAGAUGAUCGAUUCAUGAUGGCCAGGUCAAAGGGAAAUGUAAGGAAGGUCGGAACGUUGCCAUAUAGAGAAUAUUCCAUGGAGCUUAGGUCAAUGUCGAAACGCCCACCACCUUACGUUGAUGUGGAUAGUCUGAGGUUCAUGAACUUGCACGAUGAUUCUACAACAAGAAGAAAACAUGGUUCUAACAAAAUCAGGGUAGAAGAAGAUAAAUCACCACCUGUGAUUAUUAGAAGUGGAUGUGCAAAAUAUCCGAGAGUUAGGUACUUCAUGUGCUGCAGUGUGGGACUGCUGAUACUUCUUAUCUGUGCCAUUUUGAUUAACGUGUUGUUCCCGUAUCCAUUGCAUGCAUCGUGCAUUGUAAAAUGGACAUUUGGAGAUUCUUGUACUUACACGAUGCAAAAAUUCAGAUGCCAGAUUCUAAACUGGUCAUCUUGUGCCAAUUGUGGGCCACGAGGUAACAGAUGUCUGUACACGCUCAAAGAACCGAAACCAGAUGAAAGCAAUGUAAUAAGAGCUGUACACUUUGCACCCAACUUGAAAACUAUGGAGAACAUAAAGAUUGCUUUUGAAGAAAUUAAUAAAACCUGUGCAGCAACGGUACUUCAAUAUCCUUUUAAUUACUUCAAUUAUUACAAUUUAAUUUACCGCUUACAACAUUAUUUAUUAUCCAAGGGAGAAUCUACAUCAAAUGACUGGUUUAGGGUGUUCGAUUAUGGCAGAAACUAUUGCAAUUUACGUAAUUUAGUGACUGGAAUUGGUUUUGAUAAAAGUUCAAAGUUUUUAGAGCUGACAAGCAAUGCAGUUUGUACACAAUAUAACAUGGCAAUUUGCGAAUAAACUUUUUAUGAAUAUAUUAUAGACAUUUUUGAGAGUUCUAUUGAAUAAAACAGUGAAUUAUUCUCAUACCUUUAUUGACUUCAAUAUUAUGCGAUUUAUAAAAAUAAAUUACAGAUAUGUUUGAUAUUAUUACAGUUAACAAGUGAACUUAUAAAAUACGUCUUUUACAAUUUCUAAGUACAAGGUGCAUUCAGUGAAAAUACAUUCUUAUUUAACUAAAACAUUUGAUACUAAUAUACAAUACUAUUAUA
Messenger RNA from Megachile rotundata (alfalfa leafcutting bee), 1203 nucleotides. RefSeq lists its product as uncharacterized. The record is from RefSeq and is a predicted model, not a curated record. NCBI's taxonomy places the organism in Eukaryota, Metazoa, Arthropoda, Insecta, Hymenoptera, Megachilidae.